This is a messenger RNA of Calidris pugnax (ruff), 3323 nucleotides long. RefSeq names its product endo-beta-N-acetylglucosaminidase (gene ENGASE). Gene Ontology annotation, biological process: protein deglycosylation. Bases 1 to 3303 code for a protein of 1100 amino acids. Gene Ontology annotation, cellular component: cytoplasm. The transcript is spliced from 18 exons. Gene Ontology annotation, molecular function: mannosyl-glycoprotein endo-beta-N-acetylglucosaminidase activity; protein binding. The record is from RefSeq and is a predicted model, not a curated record. NCBI's taxonomy places the organism in Eukaryota, Metazoa, Chordata, Aves, Charadriiformes, Scolopacidae.
AUGGGGCACACGUCCCCAUCCUGGGACACACAUCCUCAUCCCAGGACACACGUUCUCAUCCCAGGACACCCGUCCCGGCCCUGCCACAGCAUGGAGGGGCUUCGGGCACUGGGUGUCCUGCUGCUGUCCUGCCUCCUGCUGCCCUCACCCGCGGGCACCCAGACCAGCCCCAGCCCCAACCCUGACCAGCGUUUGGUGACAGACCCCGAGGAGGCACCAUCCCAUCACCACGCAGCCAGUGCCACGCGGGAGCAGAAGCCCGACGGUGCCCAGGAGGGGCUGCCCCCCCGGCCCCGCUGCGUCCGCUGCUGUGAGCCGCCCGACCAGCACUUCUCCUACCCCCGGUACCAGCCCCUGCCCCAGAUCAACAUGACCAUCCUGAAAGGAGAAAAGGGGGACCGCGGCGAGCGAGGCAUGCAGGGCAAGUACGGCAAGACAGGGGUGGCCGGCAGCAGGGGCCACGCGGGUCCCAAGGGCCAGAAGGGCAGCGUGGGCGCCCCGGGGGAGCGCUGCAAGAGCCACUACGCCGCCUUCUCGGUGGGCCGCAAGAAACCCCUGCACAGCAACGACUACUACCAGCCCCUCAUCUUCGACACGGAGUUCGUCAACCUCUACGACCACUUCAACAUGUUCACGGGCAAGUUCUACUGCUACGUCCCCGGGAUCUACUACUUCAGCCUCAACGUGCACACCUGGAACCAGAAGGAGACGUACCUGCACAUCAUGCGUAACGGGGCGGAGGUGGUGAUCCUCUACGCCCAGGUGAGCGACCGCAGCAUCAUGCAGAGCCAGAGCGUGAUGCUGGAGCUGCAGGAGCAGGACGAGGUCUGGGUGCGACUCUACAAGGGCGAGCGUGAAAACGCCGUCUUCAGCGAUGAGUACGACACCUACAUCACCUUCAGCGGCCACCUCAUCAAGGAGCUGGAAGCUGAGAUCAAUAACAGACCCAUCAACGAGCAAGCAGGACAGGCUGGGGGUCAUGGCUGGGUUUACCAAGAGUCCAGAUCAUCUGGCAGGUCCACAAGUGACGAGGACACAGAGCUCAUCUCAGAACAUGUCCCAUCCAUGGGGCACACGUCCCCAUCCUGGGACACACAUCCUCAUCCCAGGACACACGUUCUCAUCCCAGGACACCCGUCCCGUUCCAGGACACCCAUCCCAUCUCAGGAGAUGUCCCAUCCAUGGGACACACGUCCCCAUCCCCCCCCCAACCCUCUCCCCCCGGUUGUCCCGGGCAGCUUCCAACCGGCGGCAGAGCACCGGGGAACCACCGUCCUGCACGACACCAUCAGCACCCGCCCGCAGCCCCUGCCAGCAAGACACUUUGACACCAAGACGACGGAGCCCAUCAGCUUCUUCUUGUCCGGCCUGGAGGAGCUGCUGGCCUGGCAACCCGACAGCAACGAUGACUUCAACGUCGCCGCCGUCCCCCUGGCCAAGCGUCAGCCCCCGCUCCACAGCAGGAGGCCCCGGACGCUGGUGUGUCACGACAUGCGUGGCGGGUACCUGGAGGACAGGUUCAUCCAGGGCUCGGCCACACGCAACCCCUACGUCUUCUACCACUGGAGGUACAUCGACAUCUUCGUCUACUUCAGCCACCACACCGUCACCAUCCCGCCCGUGUGCUGGACCAACGCGGCGCACCGCAACGGCGUCCCCGUGCUGGGCACGUUCAUCACGGAGUGGACGGAUGGGGAGAAGCUGUGCGAGGCGUUCCUGGCCGGCGGGCCGGAGGCGUACGGCGCCGUGGCCGAGCAGCUGGCCCGCAUCGCCCGGCACUACCGCUUCGACGGCUGGCUGGUCAACAUCGAGAACACGCUGAGUCCGGCGGCGGUGGGCAACCUGCCCCCCUUCCUGCGGCACCUGACGGCGCAGGUACACAGCAUGGUGCCAGGGGGGCUGGUCAUCUGGUAUGACAGCGUCCUGCAGAACGGCGCGCUGAGGUGGCAGAACGAGCUGACCCAGGAGAAUAGGGUGUUCUUCGAUGCCUGCGAUGGGCUGUUCACCAACUACAACUGGAAGGAGGAACACCUGGAGCGGACACGAGCGCUGGCCGGGCCGCGCCACAUGGAUGUCUAUGUCGGCAUUGACGUCUUUGCCCGUGGAGACGUGAUCGGUGGUGGCUUCGACACUGACAAGUCCCUGCGCCUGAUCCGCCAGCACGGCCUCUCCGCGGCCAUCUUCGCUCCCGGCUGGGUCUACGAGCACCUGGGGGAGGAAAACUUUCUUCGCAAUGAGAACAAGUUUUGGGGCUUGCUGGCCGAGUACCUGCCCACGCACAGCAUCUGCACCCUGCCCCUCGCCACCUCCUUCAGCCUGGGCAUGGGCACCAGCAGGUUCCUGGAUGGGAAGGAGGAAGAGGACGGGCCCUGGUAUGACCUGAGCGCGCAGGAGAUCCAGCCCCUCUACCCCGAGCUGGAGGGCAGGCUGAGCACCAGCUGCUGCCUGCAGGAUGCCUGGUGUGGGGGCAGCUCCCUCAGGGUGCAGGGGACCAUCCCCCCCGGCGAGGAGCGUGUGGCCGUCCGCCUUUUCUCUUUGCAGAUGCCAGCGCCCCCCAAGCUCUUCUUGACCUUGCUCUACAAGCUGGAGGGGCCGCAUCCCGAGGAGCUCACGGUUGCGCUGGAGAUCACCACCUGGGACUCGGGUACCUGCUACGAGGGCAACAUCACCUCCCUGCCCGAGCCCAACGGCCGCCAUCACCCCCGGUUCCUCCCGGCACCACCACCCGGCCUCGCCAAGCUCCUCGCCGCCUGUCACCGUGGCUCCCAUGGCUGGACCAGCCGGUGCUACGAGCUGGACCUGCAGGACUGCAGCCUGCGAGACCUCUCCUUGCUCGUGUCCCGCCACCAGCCCAGCCCGCAGGAGACACCCUUCACCUGCCUCCUCGGGGAGAUCCGGGUGCUGGAGGCGGCCAACGUGGCAGCCUCCCCGCCGCCGGUGCAGAGCCUGUUGGCCUCGCAGCUCUGGUGGCAGGAGGGCCCCGAGGAGGACGAGCUCUCGCUCAGCCUCACCCUGCGCUGGUCCUUCCCCCCCGGCCGUGCCAGCUGUUUCCGUGUCCUCAGCCUGGGUGCCCGCUGCCGCCGGGGCCAGACGUCGCCGCAGCUGCUGGGGCUGGCACAUGCCUGCCUGUACCGGGCGGUGGGCCUGGCGGUGCCGCGGCCGGCACCCGGGCAGUCCUGUCGGCUGGAGCUGCUGGUGGAACCGGUGCUGCGGGACCAGCUGCCCGUGGACCCCCAGCACUGGGGGCGGUUGGUGCUGGUCUAUUCCGACCUGGUCCGUGGUGCCAGCGCAGACGGGUAUUAAAGGCCAGCGUGGUGCAUCUG